Messenger RNA from Penicillium verhagenii, 1377 nucleotides. RefSeq lists its product as uncharacterized. Lineage: Eukaryota; Fungi; Ascomycota; Eurotiomycetes; Eurotiales; Aspergillaceae. Bases 1 to 1377 code for a protein of 458 amino acids. The transcript is spliced from 4 exons. Gene Ontology annotation, cellular component: nucleus. Gene Ontology annotation, biological process: regulatory ncRNA-mediated heterochromatin formation. Gene Ontology annotation, molecular function: siRNA binding. The record is from RefSeq and is a predicted model, not a curated record.
AUGUACGUGUGGCGGAAUAAGGAUUUGCCUCCUGACCCUGAAUUCCCUGCAAAUCUGAAGGAACUGGGGUACUUUGUCAACGAUGAUGACCAGAUUCGCCAAAUUGCCCACCCGGAAGAGGGAUACAGAUACAAAAUCAAUCGCAAUGACCGCGUCAAUGUCAAGUUCCGCGAAGCCCUCAAUGAGUGUAUUCGGGCCAUUAUCCUCGAUCGUCUGAAGGAUGCUGGCUUGCAAACCCUACGUCUGCCUUUUGGAAGACAGCGAGGCGAGAGCCAUGUGCCAAUCCUCGCAACGCCGAAUCUUGACGAGAAGUCCCGCAUCAUCGUUGUCUUUGGUGAUAUUGUCCAAGAUCUCGGGGUCUGGGCUCACCGGUCCAUCCACAAUGGUAUUAACAUUGGAUCGGCAGUCAACUUCACCAAGGCUGUGCUCGGUGAUGGAAAGAAUAGGGAUAUCGGUCUCGUGAUUGCCAACACCGGACAACUGAUCUGGCACUGUGCAUUGGAGUGUGCUGUCAGCCAGCAGAGCUGGGAUGCAGCCCCUCGUCCGUAUGCAAACUGGGGCCAAGCUACAAUGAGUUGGCGGAACAAGAUCCCCAACAACGAACACUGGGGAGAUCAUAUUGACUGCGUAUUUGAGAAUGUCUUGUGGCCACAUGUGGGGAAGCACACUAAGAUCGACAUCAUCGGCGUGGCGCAAGGUGGAAUGGGUGUCAUUAAGCAUCUCCAGAGCCACUGGAACGUCUGGAAGCCUUAUAUCUCUGGCAUCUGUUUCGCUGACCCACUGCAAUCCACCCUUUCUGACAUCGAUAUGGGUGGCCUUACAGACCCUUCGUCGUUUACUUCGUUCCUCGCAUCACGUUCACGCGCCUACCUUCUAUCUUCAACUCCUCUCGGCGAACCUAUGGCUGGAUACCGACUGCAUGGCUGUAACUGUUAUUCCUCGGGCGAAGCUCUCAAUUCCGAGUGCAUCAUUACUGCGUCUUGGGAGGAUAUGCUUAAGUGGCUUGACAAGCUUGCCAAAGAUCCGGAAUACUCGGAGCAUGUCAUGCUGCGGGCCGAAGAUAUGGAUGAUGAGAUGUGCCGUAUGUUGGACCAACAGGUGCAGAAUGCAAAGGAAGACAAGGAAGAUGAAAAGAAAGGCGACAAUGAAGAUGACGAAAAGGUCGCAGAUGUUCAGUCCCGCCAGUCAUUAAAUGAAAAUGUUGAGGGUACGCUGGAUGAUAAGGUUGCCAGUGCUCGGGUACAGCAGGAAGUGCCAUUAUCGGAGAUGGCCAAGACUGAGAUCAAGUCGGGAAGUGAUGUGGAAGAAAGUGAGAAGCCGGCGGUGGAGACGGCUCAGCCCGUGAAGGAGAUCAUCGAAGCUACGGCUCAGGUGUGA